Messenger RNA from Enterobius vermicularis (human pinworm), 1701 nucleotides. NCBI's taxonomy places the organism in Eukaryota, Metazoa, Nematoda, Chromadorea, Rhabditida, Oxyuridae. The record is from the annotation of a GenBank genome assembly.
UUGAGCAUUUCAGCGGUAUCUGAUCAUGGUGAGCAGUGCCACUCAUCAGAAAACAAUUUAACGCAUCAUGCUGAAGUACUUGGGUUUUGCGAAGUUGUUGAGCUGGCUUUGAGAGGUGGGAAUGAAGGAGCUAUAAAAGGGGUAUUGAUUAUUUCUAGAAGAUCAAAGAUGAGCGCUGUUCAACCACUGAAGGGUAAAAGGAAAUUGAUAGACGAUGUUAUGGAGAAAGAAUUGACAAAGAAACUGUUUGGUAAUACGGAGCCGUCGAGUGAAUCAGAAGGCUCGUUUAGUGAAAGUGGAAGUGAAUCCGACGGUGAUAUUUCUGAAAGUGGAGAAAAACUGGAUGAGUCGCCUCAAGGCCUGAAACCAGUAUGGAAUGACGAAGAUGACAAGGAACUUCUUGUUAAUUUGCCUGCUGGAAGGAAAUGGAACUUUUUACGGAGGGCAACUGAUUUGGAAAGUGAAAAAAUUACUGCAAAGGAGUAUGAGGGGCGCUUAAGGGAAGAAUUUGAUCGAACUCAAGGUAAAGCAAGGUCAAGCUUGAAGUGGGCUACUAUAAAGGAAAGUGCAGAUAAUGAUGCUGGUGCUGGAAGUGACGAUUCUGACUUUGAUGGAACUCAGGAGGCAGUGAACGAAAUAGCUGCUUCUGCUGGAAGGUAUGUGACGAAGAGUGAUUUUUUACCUAAGAAGAUUAUUAAUUUUAAGCGCAUGAACGAUAUAACUCGAGGUCAUCGUGCAGAACGGAAACCAUUAACUGCUGUUCAGUUUCAUCCUUCUAAACCCGUACUUAUGACUGCUGGUGAGAGUGGCGUUGUAAACUUAUUUGAGGUUGGUUUGCCAGCUUCAGAAGAGUCGUUUAUACAGUCUACCCAGUUCGAAAAUUUCCCGAUUACCACUGCCAGACUUUCUAGUGAUGGAACAAAAGUAAUUGCUGGAUCUAAAAAAAGGAAGCACUUGUUUUCGUAUGAUCUUCUCGAAGGGAAGGUAAUUCAGCUUAGAGUUCCUAAAGAAGUAACAAACAUGAAUCCGGCUUCGUUUGCACUUUCUCCUGAUGGAAAAUACAUCGCGAUAGUUACUCAAGCGGAGAUCAAUGUUCUUUCUCUUGCUACUAUGGAACUUAUUGCCGUUUUUUUGGCGUCUUCUGGAGUAAAGGCUUUGCAAUUUUGCUCCUUAUCAAAUACUUUAUACGCCUUGACCGGUCAGUCUCCUUUAGUAUCAAGUUUUAUUGGUAUUUUAGAAACGAGUGAAGUGCAAUGUUGGGAAAUUCGCAGCUCAAGUCUGGUUAAAAGCUUUAGAGAUGAUGGUGGUGUUCGCGGCUCAACUUUUCAAAUCAGCGAAAAUAGUCAAUUCUUAGCUUGCGGAUCAAACACUGGCAUAGUGAACCUUUAUCAAAUGAAAGAUAUUCAGUCAUCAGCGUCCCCUGAGCCCGUUAAAGCUUUUGACCAAUUGACGACACAGAUUGAUGAUGUUGUUUUCAGCAAGGAUUCGCAAAUUUUAUUGAUUUCUUCAAGUAUUAAGAGAAAUGCUGUUCGGUUGGUCCAUACUCGCUCUCGUACUGUUUUUGACAAUUUCCCUUGCCGCACUGGAAGUGUUGGCAAUGUAAAUGUGUCAGAUUUUUCACCUAAUGGCGGCUAUCUGGCUAUUGGUGAUUUGGAUGGUAUUGUUUCUUUAUUUAGGCUUUGUCAUUUUGGAAGUUAUUGA